Lethenteron reissneri (Far Eastern brook lamprey) is the source of this 4780-nucleotide messenger RNA. Its product is annotated as transmembrane protein 178B-like. Gene Ontology annotation, cellular component: membrane. The record is from RefSeq and is a predicted model, not a curated record. Lineage: Eukaryota; Metazoa; Chordata; Hyperoartia; Petromyzontiformes; Petromyzontidae.
GCUCGGGUAAAUCGCCGCUCUGAGCAACAAUAAUCCCGGGCGCCACCGCUCAGCCUCCCGCGGCCACGCGAAUUCUCUUGGCGAUGCUGCCCAGACGUCGCGGCGCAGAGACUCUCACGGCGACGGCCCGGUCAUACUAGCGCCCCCAUCCUCCGGCACGCCGCCCCGCCCCCUCCACUCCCCCCCCUCCUGCUGCUGCUACCGCUGCUGUUCCUGCUGCUGCUACCGCUGCUGUUCCUUCUGCUGCUACCGCUGCUAACAUGGCUGCUGCUGCCCGGGUGCUGCUGUGCGCGGGGCUCGCCCUGGCGCUGUGCGCGCUGGGGCUGCUCGCCGUGGCCGCGUGCUCCGACCACUGGUACGAGACGGACACGCGGCAGCACAAAGAGCGCUGCCGCAUCUCGCUCAGUCGCCGUAACGACCCGGGGUACAUUUACAACUACAACAGCAACCUUCCGCUCAGACAAAGGCCGCGCGGGCAGCGGGGCGGAAGAUUCGCCCGGCAUCGGCGAGAAUUCUGGGGCUCCGCCACGCCCGACGCGGCCUGCUUUCGGCACUACAACUCCACGCACACGGGCCUCUGGACCAGGUGCUUUCGCCUGGGCUUCGACGACGAGAUCGACGACCUCAUCGCCAAAGGCGCCGUGCCGCGCUGCGCUGCCGUGCGCUACCACUUCUCGUCCGCCGCGCUGCCGCGCAACCUCGCGCACAACGUGACGCUCGCGCUGCGCCAGGACGAGUGGCACUCUCUGCACCUGCGGCGCAUGACCGUGGGGUUUCUGGGGAUGGCGGUGGCCGUUGUGGCCUUCGGCUGGGUCGUGGGGGCCCUGGGCGGGUGCCGAGGGCGCGGACUCAUGCAGUACGUGGCGGGGCUGCUCUUCCUCAUGGGCGGAACUUUCUGCAUCAUCUCGCUCUGCACCUUCGUGGCCGAGAUCAACUUCGAGCUGUCUCGCUUCCCCAAGAGUGUCUUCAGCCUCCCCGGUGACAUCGCCCACGGCUACGGCUGGUCCAUGUUCUGCGCGUGGGGGGGUCUGGGGCUGGCGCUGCUCGCCGGCUUUCUCUGCACCCUCGCCCCCUCCUUAGCCGGGCCACGGACUGCCACACCCAAGCCCCUCUCCGAGAACGGGAUGGUGUGAUCCUCGCCCGCCCUGUCCUCGGCGGGGGAGGAAACCCACGGGGCCGCGUACGUGGUCAUAUGCCCCCCUCCCUCCCCGAAACCUUCCUUACCAUUGCGGGGGGCGGAGAGAUGCACCGAGGGGGGGGGGGCCCUCCCUCAUCCACCCACCUACCCCCCUCUUCCAUAAACCACUCCCCCUACCCCCUCGUUCCUCUCCACCUCCUCGCGGCACCUGGCCACCUGUGCACCCCGCGAUUGGAUGAGGGGCCAGUCGUGAGCUUCUUCGGUGUGAAUCCGCCAGGUGUGAUGAGUCUGCCGGGUGAGUUUCAGAAGGUGUUAAUCUGCCAGGUGUUAACCCACCAGGUGUCAAUCUGCCAGGUGCAUCUCACCGGGUGUAUCUCUCCAGGUGUUAAUCCGUCGGGUGCCGGGCGUGUUGUGAACUCGAGACGGGGCGGCGCCCCCUCACCACGUGACACCCACUGGCGCCGCGACGCGUCCGGGUUGGUGUCCUCAGUGUUAGAAUCGCGUUUACUGAACACUAUAGAUGAGAAAUGCAAAUUGUGAUGGGGAUAUUUGUCUGUGUGUGUUGGGGGUUUUUACGAUCAUCGCUGUUAUGAUUAUUCUUUGUACAUACGAAUUCGUGUCGGGGUCACCGAGACGCGGGGUGACACUCGUGCUGUGUGCCCGGCGCAGCCUCGUUUGGGAUUUGGGGAUCCCAGCUCAAGUGUUCCGAGUCUGCGGCUCAGGGCGUCUGGAAUUUGGGAUGUGGAGUCGAGGGUCCGAUUAGCAGGGGCCUGGGACUUGGAAAGCGUCGCUCUGAGUUUAGAAUCCCUGCUGCGUGUAGAGUACACGGAUCGCGACUCUUCACCUUGAAGCAGCCGUCACCUCGUACCAGUGGCCGUGCCCCUAUGGCAUGGAGUGCCACAUUUGCAAAAAUAAAUCGCCGCAUUCGAAAUCAGCAAUGUCCUGAAGAAGGGCCAUUUUCCGAAACGUUAGCGUAUUAGAUAUGUCUAUGCUGUAAGGGACAGUUAUGGCCAACGUGGUGAGAUAUUUCUGCUUGUGGGUCCACUGCAAAUACAAUGGCUCAUUGUUUCAAUGUUUAAUCGAAGCUUCAUUUCUGAGUAUAAAGAAAUGGGCCCCGCGCAAAGCCGGGGUUCCCUGUGGUCUCGUCGUUGGUUCAGCUGCCAGCCCGAGUGACGUCGCGUGGUUAGAUAGGGAUAUGGGUCGUGUCUGCUGGUUGACAUGAGCCCUAGUGCAAGAUGUUAAAUUUGGCUCCAUUACUAAUGACCCUCUCUUCCUAGCACAGCGCCUGCGCUCCUCUGGUCUGUGGACCCCAGCGCAGCUGAAUUCCCUGCACAGUCGAUAGCUACGCUACUGAAGCAGUAGUUGUUAGGAGUAAGGUCGGGGUGAGUGAGAGGGCUAAUGCCAGAGCCCGGUUGGUUGGUUAGAGGUUAGCAUUCGGGCUCGUGUUCGUGGCUGGUUGGCUAGCUGUGGUCAAGGGUAGGUCUAGCACGAGCAGCUAGGUAGAGAUUGUGGUUGGGGCGAGCCCGAGACUGGUUUUGUCUGCCCGGGCUCGCGUGUCCACAGCCAUCACUGCUGCACCCGCCACCAGGGGGCGUCGCUUGGAGCCCCUCUUCGGCGGUUUUGCUCCUGCUCGACGGGGAGAUUUUGUGAUUGAAGUUGAUGCUUUUCCACUGCACAGACCACGGUAUCCGCUGCGCCGCGAAGCCUCCCGUCUUCACAACGCCACGCCAGAAGGCACGGGUUCGAAAAGUUGAAUCCUGUACAGUAUUUCCUUUCAAGGACAAUAUUUAAUAGUUUUGUUAAUUUAUUCAUUGUGUUGACCAAUGUAGAGUGCUCGGUUUGCUCGCUAAGAUAUGGUUCAUGUAGCCUGUGUGGUGUGAACGUGGAGAGCCGAGGUUGGUGGAUCGUGUGAGGAAGGGCGCAUUCAGAAUGGAUUUCCACUGCCAUGAUAUUAAUCACUAGCUUCACGACAUCAGUAUUGUGGAUGCACUGUCAAGUUGCGUGCCCGGGCUGCUGAUUUCGCUUGUGUGUGCGGUACGUGUGUGUGUGUGUCUUGUGCGUAUCGAGUGCGCGUCUAUGAGUGCAAGUAGGCAUCGGUGGUGCAGUGGUUAGCACACUGCACUACGAACCCGACGAUCCGAGUUCGAUUCCCACUCAGCCAACAUCAGUUACGAAUAUCUGAACCGGUCCUGGUUCUCCAUUAGGUCGGCUCAGCCUUAAAUGAGUACCUGGUGCGGUAUGUAAAUAUCAGUACUGGGGAGACAAAGGCGACCGGGCGUGGUGUUGGGUGCUCACCACCAUGUUUGCCAUGCCGGCCUUAAUAGGUGCCCGUUAACGGAACUUGCCCCAGCAGUCUGUUCGGGAUUUCGGGGGAAUCUUAGGUCUUCAUCGUGUGUGCAACGUGUGUGUCUUUGUGUGUGGAGCGUGUGCCUUUUUUUAGUGAGCGUCCUGUGUAUGUGUAUGGCGUGUGUGUGGAUUGUGUGUGUGCGUGCCUGUGUAUGUCGAUGUUGUCUAUAGAGCGUGUCUGUGUAUGUAUGCGGACUAUCCGGUGUGCGGAGUGUGUGCUGUGUGUGUUUCUGGAGCAAGUACUGCCUAUGUGUGUGGCGCAUGUUCCCGUGUACUUAUGCACUGCGAGCUAGCUACUAACGCUGUGUCGCUCUCUGUGACCACGACUGGAGUAGGAGGCGCGGCGGCGAGGCGUGUGUCUGCGUCCCUGCGCGCUCUGCCUGCUUCGCGUCGCUUGCCAAAUGAGUCCGGUGAAGGGAGGACAUCGGGACCCAUUCAUUCGCCCUGUCCCCGACACAAACCCAUACGCGCGGUCUGCUUGGUGCUGCCACGAGACACACUUUGGGUCACAACCCCGUGUUUUCAUCCCCGUCACGAGGGUUCGCUUCACAUCCUCCGCAUCCCUCAUCAAACAGUUCAUUGCCCUGCGGCAUUCUAACAGGGGACCUGCAGUGGCAGCCACCCCUACGCGGCUGGUGUACGCAGCACCGACCUGCGAAUGGGUAGGCUGUCAGUCGGUUCGGCGAUGUUGCUUUGCGGUUUUCCCAAGUAAUUUGCGAUGUUUUUAGUUUGUCAAUUUGACAACUCUGUACUGUGACGUCGGCACACGUGACCAUACAUUGUGUGGCGAGUAUCAUUCACGACUGCCGCUGUCAUGCACGUCACGAUUACCGUGCUCACGUCGUCUAUAAUACCACCAUUAUCAUGGAAGCGUCAUAAUCAUGAGAGCUUGAUUCAUGAUGUCAGCAUGGUGUCAUCAUCAUGAGAGCUUGAUUCAUGAUGUCAGCAUGGUGUCAUCAUCAGGACCACCCAGAGUUGGUGGGGGGGGGGGUCAGCAAGAGGGGACGUGUAUCCCGCCGACAUGCAGCAGAGGGCCCCACCGCCGCCUGUGUCGAUGUCGACAAUGAUGGAGCUCCACGUCGCAUUCAGCCUCGGGUCUCCAGAAACCUCAGAGUGGCCCUGAUCAUGAUUGCCAUCAUCAUCAUCAUCGCGACGUUAUGAUCACCAUCAUCGUGACACCAUCACCGUCGUGGUUUAGAUCACCGCUCCUCGUCGCCAGCCCCUGGCCGAGCCAUCAUCGUGACCGCGUCUCGCCAUCUCGUUUGUACAUUGCAAUAAAUGCGAUCUCGACUUGUA